Penicillium cosmopolitanum is the source of this 1125-nucleotide messenger RNA. RefSeq lists its product as uncharacterized. The transcript has a single exon. Lineage: Eukaryota; Fungi; Ascomycota; Eurotiomycetes; Eurotiales; Aspergillaceae. The record is from RefSeq and is a predicted model, not a curated record. The coding region runs from base 1 to 1125 and encodes 374 amino acids.
AUGUUAGGCUCUCGCGUCCUUGUCGCUUUCUGCAUGGCCCUCCAGGCCCAAGCAGAUGUAACCGAAGACUACGACAAACGUCUUAAAACCGCCAUAAUUCUUGACCAUCCAACUACAGGCGCUAGCAUAGCCCCUGACGGCCGCACCUUCCUCAAAAUUGCCCAUAUUGACGGCACGACGGGUUCACAAAUUGUCGAGGUCAUCAGCAACAACCACACACUCAUUCCCUACCCCGACGAGGAAUGGAAUUCGUGGAAUGUCAGCACAGACACGCCAACCGAUUCAGAGUACAAAUACGUUUCAACCAACGCGCAACGUAUCGGUCCUGAUGGAAAACUCUGGGUUGUCGACAGUGGGAAUCUUCAAAUCUUCCCUAAUUCGUCUAAGCUUAUCUCCUUCGACCUGGAGACUAACAAGGUGGAGCGUACCUAUUAUCUUGGCGAUGUUACAACUACCGGUGGCUCACUGAAUGACGUACGCUUCAAUGGAAGGUACGCUUAUUUGACCGAGUAUACCAUCGGUUCUCUCAUUGUCCUAGAUCUGGAGACCGGUCACGCACGGAUGGUGCUGCGCGGCCAUCACUCAGUCGUUGCAUCUAUGCCGCUAUCAGCUGAGGGCCAUUUACUCCGCAGUUCUUCCACGGGACAGUUUCAGUAUAUCCAUGCUGAUCAGCUUGAGGUCUCGCCUAGUGGCGAUUACUUAUAUUAUCAGCCAGGCAGCGGAUACAUGUCACGCAUCGAGACAAAAUAUCUCAAUGAGGCACUUCAUAAUAGAACAAUGGCAGACAUGCUGCCCAACUAUGUGGAGCCCUUUGCCUUAACGCCUAGUACCGGGGGCACGGCCAUUGAUUCCAAUGGCAACAUUUACUACAGCGAUGGCGACCGACAGGAGAUCCGGGUUCUAGCGCCUAAUGGGACUACCAUGUUGUUGGUUCGAGAUCACAGGCUUUUGUGGAUAGACGCUUUAUGGCUGGACACACAGCAGCGUCUGUGGAUGUGCGCGUCGCAGCUUAAUCGUGGUGAUCUCUUUUUGCAACCCGGAUAUCAGGAGAAUACCAUUAAGAAGCCUAUUUACGUCUAUACCAUUGAUAUUGGUCGCAGCCCACCAACAUUGGAUCAUGCUUGA